GACAUAUAUAUCUAUUGUGUUAUGUUUCCACGUUUAAGUAUGAAAAUAUGUCUUAUAUUUAAAAAAUGCAAGAGGAAAAUAUUGACUGUAUCGGAUGAAUACGCUACGUCGAGUUACAUGCCUUGUAUAUAUAUCAUAUAGUAAACGGGUGCUGGAUAGUAAGUUAGUUGUUGAUGAUCAAGGGAUAAUUUGACCAUUAUUGACUUGGCAAAUGUGCCGUUCGCCUGUGCUUCAAAUUCAUUAUACAUUUAUCUUUUAUGCCACAGGUUGAAAUAUAUAACAUUUACAGCAAAUGCAUACGUUAUUUUAGAUCAUCUUAUGUUAAAAGGGAAAUUUUUCAGUGUGCGUUAAUAUUUAAUUUCCCGGAAAUAACCUCUUGAAACUUGUUUAGUACCAUAUCUAAAGAAUCUGGACAAUUGUAUCAUUAUGUGCGCUUUUGGAAGAGAAGCAAAAUGGUUUUGAAAUUACUGUGUAUGUUGUAUAGUGUUGGAUAUUGCGUUCUUGGACAAUACGUGUAUGAUUAUAACAAUGACACAUAUGAUAAUACGUCGUUCACAUAUGAUGACGUUAACGACACAUACCAGUAUUAUGAUUACUAUGAUGAUGAUGAUUCAAGCAGCUUGAAACUUGAAUGUUACAAAUGUAUAAACUGCAGAGAUCCUUUUGAUCCUACAACAGCUGAAACAGUGAUGUGUAAACAUUCAUGUUUAAAGUAUCAUCGACUUGGUAGACGUCAUAACAGUAAUAACGCCGAAGAUAAGGGCGUUUUCCGAGGAUGUGGUUUUACCAAGGAAGAUAAGUGCAAUGAAGAUUCAAAUGGUUAUUUAUGGUGUCAUUGUGCCAGUCAGUACUGUAAUAGAGCCGAAAAUGUAAAGAUACAAGCUCUGAUGUGUUUUACUGUCUCAGCGUUUCUAGCAGCUGCAAAGAAAUUCUUGUUUUGAAACAUUUCUUGAAGUGUAUGAAAUUAAGACAGACAUUUGUUUACUAUUCAUAUCCUGUAACACAAGGAUGUGAAAAUGAAACAGGAACUGUGCAUAUCUAUAUCCGUAAAAAUACAACACAGAAAGUAAAAAUACAAAAUUUUCUUAUUAAGUCCAUUCAAGUGAAAAUGGUCAGAGAACUGGUAAAAAUAAGUUACUUGACAUUUUGCCAUGAUUGUGUUUAAUUUUGUAUUUUACCAAAAAUUCAAUAAACCAAAUGUCUAGUGGGGCAGUCUUCUUAUACUUUAGGUAGUUUUUAAUAUUUUAUCAUUCUUUUAUACUUAAGGAAGUUUUUUUAUAAUUUAUCAUUUUUCAUCAUCAAUUAUUGAUUAAUGACCAUUGUAAUAGCAAAUUAUUUAAAAUAUAUUCCUUAUAACUAAACUUGAUAGCAAUAAAAAUGAGCAUAAUGUUACUUUAAUCAAAUUGAAACAUACGACCAGCCGUAUAUAUAUAUGGAACGUCAGAACUGCCUUCGAGACACAUUUUUUAAGCGGAAAUUUUUUUUAAAAUUUCAUGUCAUCAUUUUUUUUUUAUUUCAUGUUUGACGUCAUAUUACAUAUAAACAUUCCUCUUUUAAAGCUACAUACAAAUCUAUUUCAUAAUAACGCACCCGACACUGCUCUAUAUUUGGUAAUAAGAGAUAAUUCGAAACACAUUAGAGUGAAAAAUAAUAAUGUUGGAGAUUUGUUUAAAUCAUAAAAUGUACAAAAUAAGUAGUUAUACAAAAACUUAGAAAAUGCAAUAUUUACACAUACAGUGCACCUCUCCAGAGCAGCUUUCUGUACAGCAAUUACCUCUGUAUAAUAGCAGUAUCAACGUUUCCCAAAUAAAUAUUUCACAAUAAUACUUACCCCUGUAGAGUAACAACUAUCAGCAACUAUCAAAAUAUAUGUCUCACAAAGAAUAUUGCUGUACAUAGGUAGUUUUUUUGUAAUUAUCUUAAUAAUCAUAUAAGUCAGUAUUCAGUAAAUAAUUACGGCAUAGAUCACAAUUAUAUUUACUAUUCGUUUUAUGUAUUAUUUGUUUUCAGUCAUGUAUAAUUAUUGUUGCAAUUUUAAAAUGCAGGGGAAGUAAACACGAGUCAUAUGCUUUUAAAAGUUUGUAAGAGUAAUGUAGAUCUUUACUUGUUCAGUGUUAUAUCGUUCACUGUUAUGUAUCAUACGAUUUUACAUUGACUAUUUUACAUUGAUGUACUCUUUCACUUUGUUUACCAUUUUGUCGAAUAUAAUUGCCAAUAUUAAUUCAUAUGUUUAUUUACUAAAAAAAAGUGACUAUGAGCUAUAAUGGCUUUGUCAAUUUCGUAGUGUGCUAUUUGUGAAAGAAUAAAGCUUCUUCUUUUUC
Molecule: messenger RNA, 2321 nt
Organism: Ruditapes philippinarum (Manila clam)
Lineage: Eukaryota; Metazoa; Mollusca; Bivalvia; Venerida; Veneridae
Exons: 3
Coding region: 453-941 (162 amino acids)
Source: RefSeq, a predicted model, not a curated record